This is a messenger RNA of Hemiscyllium ocellatum (epaulette shark), 1726 nucleotides long. RefSeq names its product DnaJ (Hsp40) homolog, subfamily C, member 4 (gene dnajc4). NCBI's taxonomy places the organism in Eukaryota, Metazoa, Chordata, Chondrichthyes, Orectolobiformes, Hemiscylliidae. The transcript is spliced from 8 exons. Bases 1 to 1083 code for a protein of 360 amino acids. The record is from RefSeq and is a predicted model, not a curated record.
AUGUUGUAUCAGAGCUUUGUGCAUCGCAGACAGGCACGAGGGGCUCCAAUGAAGUCCCCGACAGAAGACGGCUUGUGGUUUCCGCCGGCGGAGCAUUGUAUCGCCCUGCGGCCUCUCGCCAAGCCAAUCGGAUGCGAGGACGCGAGCCAUUCUGCCGCUCCGCCUCACCACCUGGAGAACGCACCCAUGAGCAUGCGCAGUCACCGCGACGGGGGGGCAAGACGCAUGCCCAGUCGUCGCAUUCCGAACCCAACCGCCGGUGGCUUCGGGCGGGAAGUUGAGGCCCCGGCCCCCAUCCGUCACAAGCCCCGCCCUCAAACCCCAGUUUUCCGCGCAUGCGCACGCACGGCGGCGGUUGGAGGACGGGAGGUCAACUGCCCUUUGAAACGGUCAAGCGCCAGAAGGUCCAGUAGCGAGGAUUAUUACACCGUCCUUGGCAUCAAACCUGACGCGACUCUUAAGCAGAUCAAGCAGGCCUUCCUUGACCAGUCGAAGAAGCUCCAUCCUGACAUUGAUGUGACCAACCCGGAGCUCCACACCCAGUUUGUGCGGCUGAACGAGGCCUACAGUGUGCUGAGCAAGCCCAGCAGCCGCCGGGAGUAUGACUCGAGGCUGAGACUCCAGCGUCACGGCGCGCCUGCAGCCGCUGGCAAUGCCGCGGGGUGUGAUGGUGACCAUGGCGACCCCUUCUUCUACAACAACAUGAACUCGGCACCACGCUAUGGGUAUGAGAAAUCCAAGCAGCAGCGGUACUGGGAGCAGUUCCGGUACCCCACACCAGAAGAUUAUGCAGACUUUCACAGCAGCAGGAAGCGCAAGAGAAACAUGAAGGUUUUUGGCUACUGUGUCUUCAUUAUGUUGGCCGGAGUAUUUAUCCACUAUGUUGGUUUCAGGAAACUGGAAGAAUUCCACAGAAGUUUUAUGGCCGACAAGGACCGAGCCAUCACGGAGAUCUACAACAAAUCCAAGGAGCAAGCAAGGCUGAACGGCUUCAAGAAGCAGCAGGAAAUCCUGCGGCAGAAACACGCUGUCUUCAUGGAGAAAUACAGGCUGAAGACACGGGGAGGGGGCAGCGAUGAGUGAGAGGCCGAAACCCCCACCCUGCCCGCCCUCGCGACUCGGGAAGUAGGCGUUGGCACUGCCCAUCCACCCCCCCCUUUCCCCGUAGGGCUGACUCCUGAAAAGACGAGAGAGCCCAGUCUGCUGUUUUGUGUGCAUUCACUCCUGGCGGUUUGGGGGGGUGGGUAACGAUGAAAGGAGGGGAAGCCUCUUGUUGCAGACCCCAGUCGGACCAGCCCGGCCUCCUCGCAGCUUUGUAAGGUGUAUUGUUUUCUCAGGGUUCAGGACACCCUCCACCCAAGAACCAGUGUAGAGUGCUCAUGGGGCACCGGGAUCACAUACCUCAUGUUCCCGUUCCCCACUGAGAUCUGCUUUUGACCUGCACCGAGUGGGAGAGUGAGGAUUCAAGGAGGGGACCCCUCAUCGAUUUCAGGUCAAGCCACUAGAUGCUCACCCCUCACCUUCACCUCCCCCAAGACCCUGUGUUUCAUCGCCACCCCCGCCCCACCCACCCUGGACCUCCGCAUACCAGCGAACCAAGUGGCAUGAGGUACCAGUGCCAACGUUUCUUAUUUUACUGACACCCGCGGACUCACCUUGUCCUGCUCAGACAUCGAGUCUCCACGCCUGUGUUUUACCCACCGAAAUAAAUUUCAUCAGGGUGCAA